AUGAACAGAGUACCUAACGCUGAUAUGCCUACAGAAAAGGACCUGAAGAAAAUAGGUCGUGGUACUAUGGUUGAGAAAAUCGCCAUCGUCGAUGACGUAAAACUAAGCCUGGUAUCAUGGUAUGACAAUAAAGUGGUCAAUUUACUGUCUGCGUUUGUUGGUAGUGAACCGACUUCUACUAAGACUAGAUAUUUCAGAAAAGAUAAACAGUACAAGGACAUAACAUCGCCACAAUGCGUUGAUGUGUAUAACCGACACAUGGGAGGCGUUGAUUUGCUUGACUCUUUGUUAGGUCUGUAUAGGAUCAAAAUAAGAUCUCGUCAGUGGUAUAAAAAAAUAUUUUUCCACUUGGUUGAUAUGUGUGCAGUUAAUGCUUGGUUACUGUGGCGACGCAAGACUGACCAAUACAUGUCACUAUUUGACUUCAAGCUAGCCAUUUCUGAACAUUAUUGCAAGGCUGGCAAAAGUAUCUCAAGAAAAAGAGGCCGUCCUAGUAUCAGUAAUCCCGGUACACCUACCUUGUCAAGAGGAAAUACUCCUACGUCUUCUAGAACGGGUACUCCUACCAGUAGAAAUGAAUCUUUCACACCUCGAAAAAGGGCACGGAAAACCCCAGCAAAAGUGCAAGACCUACCUCUAAAUUCAGUACGUACAGACAAAAUUGACCAUUUCCCGAUACACCAAAAGAAUCGUCAAUUAUGUCAGAAUGAUUGUUCUUUGCGUUCUCAUAUAAAAUGUGAGAAAUGUGACGUUUUUCUUUGCUUGAAUGAGAAAAGAAACUGUUUUAGAGAAUUUCACCUUGUGUAA
Molecule: messenger RNA, 807 nt
Organism: Parnassius apollo (apollo)
Lineage: Eukaryota; Metazoa; Arthropoda; Insecta; Lepidoptera; Papilionidae
Source: the annotation of a GenBank genome assembly